AAAGAAAGAAAGAAAGAAAGAAAGAAAGAAAGAAAGAAAGAAAGAAAGAAAGAAAGAAAGAAAAGAAAAGAAAAAAAGAAACUGUUUUUAAACUCCAAGCCCAGGGUUCUUCUUUACACAAAGCCAAAGCAUUAAUACUAACUAACAUGUAAACAUUCAUGUUGGGAGUCAGAGUUGAGCAGGGAAAGGAUAAGCAUUUGCAUAGCUAGCUAUUCUAUUUGUAUGUUUUCAGUUUUUCUCAUUUGACCCUCACAAUACCCUUGGGAGGACAUUAAGGAAGACAGAGGUUAAGUCAUACAGGGUUACCAAGUCAAAAGCUGGAUUUGAAUUUAUAUUUUUCUCACUUAAAGUCCAACCCUCCAUCCACUGAGUCACCAGACUGCCUCAAUAGUAUAUCAGGAGUCAGAGGACUUUGAUAUAAACUUCACUUGCAUAUUACUCACUGUUAUUAUUGUCUCCAUUUUGUAGCUGGGAAAAUCAAAGUAAAGGGAUUUUCCUGGAGUUAAACAGCUAGUAAAUUCUAAAGGAAGGAUUUGAACCCAGGUAUCCAUGAAAGAGGUAGGGGAUGGGCUCCAUGACCAAAUGAACUCCAUGAUGGGGGCCCUGCAAGAACUGAAGCUCCUACAGGUACAGACGGCUCUGGAGCAGCUAGAGAUCUCUGAGGGCGAUGGACCAACUCCUCUGUGUGCAAUGGGCCCUGCCCCCGGCUUCCUGCAGGGCCCCAGGACUCAGCCUGAGCCCCCCAGGUGGGCAGGCAUCAGGGGCCCGGCCAGGCCCAGGGCCGGCUCUCCCCCCAGGCCACUCCCCCUCAGCAGCACCAAGCUUUCCUCCUGCAGAAGCGUCCCCGGGGCCAGCCCAGCCCCUCCUGCCAGGACUUGGGAGUCGGAGAGCCCAGGUUUCCUUCAGCCAAGGACAGAGCAGGCUGAGCCCGACGACUGGACCUCCACCCUGAUGUCUCGAGGCCGCAACCGGCAGCCGCUGGUCUUGGGGGACAACGUCUUCGCCGACCUGGUGGGCAACUGGCUGGACUUACCGGAACUGGAUAAGAAGGGUGGGGAGAAAGGCGACGUGGGUGGGGGAGCCGGGGGGCCAGAGUCCGGAAGCAGGCAGCGGGAUCUGGGCCGGAGGUUCACCCUGACCGCCAACAUCUUCAGGAAAUUCUUGCGCAGUGUACGGCCAGACAGAGACCGGCUACUCAAGGAGAAGCCGGGCUGGAUGACCCCGACGGCCACCGAGCCCCCAGUGGGACGCUCCAAGAAAGUCAAGAAACGGGGCCACUUCAAGGGAGCUGGGUACUUCCCCUUCCCCAGCAGUGGGAGCAGCGGACAGGGAGAGAAACCUUCUUCAAGCUGCCCCAAGGCCCUGGAGCCCCCAGCCUCUGGCUUUGACAUCAACACAGCUGUGUGGGUCUGAGCCCGGGCACUUGCCAUGGCAGAGGCCAGGCUGGGCUGGGUCAGGUCGAGAUUCCAUCGGCCCCAGCCCUGAACACCUUCCUUUCAAUGUUCCCCCAAAAGGCAGGGGAGGGGGCUGGGCAGAAGUAGGCCCUCAUCCCAGGAGGCUGAGACUGCCGGUGGGCUUGCCCUGAGAGGGACACGGUCUCUGGCCAAGGAAACCGUGCUAGCUUGGGACAGGCUCGGAAACACGGUGUGAGUGUGUGUGCGUGUGUCUGGGGGGGGGGGGAGACGCCCCGAGGGCACGAGGGCACCACUGGGGAAUCCCCCGGCAUCGACAUCGGUGCCCUGGCAUGGGCUUCGGAGGGACUGAGGAAAGUGGGUGUGUAUCCAAUGCUACAUCCAGACCCAGGGAAGUGAGAACCCCUGAGACCCCCCAAUAAAGACAUUUUCUCUUCAGGCCCCCA
Sarcophilus harrisii (Tasmanian devil) is the source of this 1858-nucleotide messenger RNA. RefSeq names its product inka box actin regulator 2 (gene INKA2). Gene Ontology annotation, molecular function: protein kinase binding; protein serine/threonine kinase inhibitor activity. Gene Ontology annotation, cellular component: nucleus. The record is from RefSeq and is a predicted model, not a curated record. NCBI's taxonomy places the organism in Eukaryota, Metazoa, Chordata, Mammalia, Dasyuromorphia, Dasyuridae. The transcript has 2 exons. Bases 550 to 1413 code for a protein of 287 amino acids.